GGACCACCAGGGAAUUCCCAAAUUUUCCCCUUUUUUAAAGAUUUAGAAAAGGAGGAACACUCAUUCCAAGUUAUCAGUUGGCAUUCACCUGGAGAUCUUGAAAAUGAAAUAAGGAAAUGUCUGGAUUUGUUUGUGACAGAAGCUUUGCACAGCAGAAAAGAAUCUGAACACUUUGUAAAUUUAAUGGAAAUACUUGGGACUCGAUGCAGUUAUUUGCUAAGGAGAUGUGAUAUCAUGGAUUCCUUAAAGAAUGAGAACUUCAACCUGAUAGUUGUUGAUGCCUUUGACUUGUGUUCAUUUCUAAUUGCUGAGAAACUUGAGAAGCUGUUUGUGUCCAUUCUUCCCACAUCAGUUAGCAGACUGGACAUUGGCCUGCCAAGCCCCUUGUCUUAUGUUCCAGUAUUCCAGUCUUUCCUAACUGACCAUAUGGACUUCUGGGGUAGAGUGAAGAAUUUUCUGAUGUCAUUUGAUUUCUCUGUGGAGCAGUGGCAAAUACACUCUACCUUUGACAACACCAUCAAGGAACAUUUCCAGGAAGGUUCUAGGCCAGUUUUAUCUCAUCUUCUAAAGAAAGCAGAGCUGUGGUUUGUUAUUGCCUUUGAAUUUGCUCGGCCUCUGCUUCCCAACACUGUGAAUGUUGGAGGCUUAAUGGUCACUGUUAGACCAGUACCACAGGAACUUGAGAAUUUCAUUGCCAAAUUUGGAGACUCUGGUUUUGUCCUUGUGGCCUUGGGCUCCAUCGUGAGCAGAUAUCAGUCCCAGGAGAUUCUCAAGGAGAUGAAUGCUGCCUUUGCUCAUCUCCCUCAAGGGGUGAUAUGGAAGUGUAAGCCUUCUCAUUGGCCCAAAGAUGUCAAAUUGGCAGCAAACGUAAAAAUCAUGGAUUGGCUUCCUCAGAAUGACCUCUUGGCGCACCCUCGCAUCCGCCUUUUUGUCACCCAAGGUGGGAUGAACAGUGUCAUGGAGGCCAUCCAGCAUGGUGUGCCCAUGGUGGGAAUUCCUGUCUUUGCAGACCAGCAUGAAAAUGCGCUCCGAGUAGAAACCAAAAAGUUCAGUGUCUCUAUCCAGUUAGAGCAGAUGAAGGCCGAGACAUUGGCUCUGAAGAUGAAGCAAGUCAUAGAAGACAAGAGGUACAAAUCUGCUGCAGAGGCCGCCAGCAUCAUCACACGCUUGCAGCCCCUGACCCCUGCCCAGCAGCUGGUGGGCUGGAUCGACCACAUCCUCCAGACAGGCGGUGCAGCCCACCUCAAGCCCCAUGCCUUCCAGCAGCCGUGGUAUGAGCAGUACCUACUGGACGUCCUCUUGUUCCUGCUGGUGGUCACCCUGGGCACUGCGUGGCUCUGUGGGAAGCUGCUGGGCCUGGUGGCCAGGUGGCUGUGUGGGGCCAGGAAGCUGAAGAAGGCCUGA
Messenger RNA from Dama dama (fallow deer), 1404 nucleotides. RefSeq names its product UDP-glucuronosyltransferase 3A1-like. Gene Ontology annotation, molecular function: UDP-glycosyltransferase activity. NCBI's taxonomy places the organism in Eukaryota, Metazoa, Chordata, Mammalia, Artiodactyla, Cervidae. The record is from RefSeq and is a predicted model, not a curated record.